GAGCAGUUACUACUCGCCUGAAGGAACUGGUUCAUUCGUUUUAAGAUUUAUUGAACCAUUAGCGGGACAUUUUUAUUUUUUUGCAAAUAGGUUAGGGCCGGAUACCAUUGUCAAAUUCCGCAGAAGAGAUUUUUACCUGUCCCAUCCCGGUAAGCGCGUGACUGUUGUGAGCCAAGUGUGAUUUUGGCGGUGAGUUUUGGCCUUGCUUGACGAAACAUGACACGUGUGUUGGUGUACGUUGGCGUGCUAAUAGCCAUAAUGGCUGCAACGGAAGGAAGGCCAAAAUCAGCUGAGCCAAAGUGUAAAUCUGGCCCAGUCGACCUAGUCUUCAUCAUCGACAGCUCCCGCAGCGUUCGUCCGCAUGAGUUCGAGACGAUGCGCAAGUUCAUGAUCAACAUCAUCCAUGAGCUGGACAUUAGCCUGGAGGAUACAAGAGUUGGUGUGGUCCAAUAUUCCAGCCAAGUCCAGAACGUGUUCUCCCUCAAAGCCUUCAGCAAGCCAGCGCAGAUGGUGAAAGCCAUCAAUGAGAUCAUUCCAUUGGCCCAGGGCACAAUGACCGGCCUCGCCAUCCGUUAUGCCAUGAACGUAGCCUUCUCCGCCGAGGAAGGCGCCCGUCCUAAAGUUCCACAUGUGGCUGUUAUUGUGACCGACGGUCGUCCGCAAGACCGUGUGGCCGAAGUGGCGGCGGCUGCGAGAGAGUCUGGUAUUGAGAUCUAUGCCAUUGGUGUCGCCAGGGCCGAUAUGACAUCACUCAGAGCAAUGGCAUCUCCACCAUUUGAAGAUCACGUGUUCCUAGUGGAGAGCUUUGACCUUAUUCAUCAGUUUGGGCUUCAAUUCCAAGACAAGCUUUGUGGGAUGGACUUGUGUCUAGAAUCAGAUCAUGGUUGUGAUCACAUCUGUGAGAGCUCGCCUGGCUCCUACCAGUGUCUGUGUCUGCCUGGAUACCAACUGAACGAGGAUGGCAAGACAUGCAAAUUCAUUGAUUUAUGCGCAGAAGGGAAGCAUGACUGUGAGCAGCUCUGUAUCGCUUCACCCGGAUCCUUCACAUGUGACUGUAACAAGGGAUACACACUCAACGAGGACAAGAGGACCUGCACAAUGAUCGACUACUGCUCAUUUGGGAAUGAUAGCUGUGAGCAUGAGUGUCUGAGUGUGCUCAAUGGCUUUAACUGCCGUUGUAACGAAGGAUACACACUCAAUGAUGACCUGAAGACUUGUACAAUGAUCGACUACUGCUCAUUUGGGAAUGAUAGCUGUGAGCAUGAGUGUGUGAGUGUGCUUCAAAGCUUUUAUUGCCAAUGUCGUGAAGGAUACACACUCAACGAGGAUGAGACGACGUGCACAAUGAUCGACUACUGCUCAUUUGGGAAUGAUAGCUGUCAGCACGAGUGCGUUAGCGUUCUCAACGGCUUUUACUGCCGCUGUAACGAUGGAUACUCACUCAACGAUGACAUGAAGACCUGCACAAUGAUCGACUACUGCUCAUUUGGGAAUGACAGCUGUGAGCAUGAGUGUGUGAGUGUCCUCAAAGGCUUUUACUGCCAGUGUAAUGAUGGAUACUCGCUCAACGAUGACAAGAAGACCUGCACAAUGAUCGACUACUGCUCAUUUGGGAAUGAUAGUUGUGAGCACGAGUGUUUGAGUGUCCUCAAAGGCUUUUACUGCCAAUGUAAUGAUGGAUACUCGCUCAACAAUGACAAAAAGACCUGCACAAUGAUCGACUACUGCUCAUUUGGGAAUGACAGCUGUGAGCACGAGUGUGUGAGUGUCCUGAAAGGCUUUUACUGCCAAUGUAAUGAUGGAUACUCGCUCAACGAUGACAAGAAGACCUGCACAAUGAUCGACUACUGCUCAUUUGGGAAUGAUAGCUGCGAGCACCAUUGUGUAAGCAUGCUUAAAGGCUUUAACUGCCUCUGCAAUGAUGGAUACUCACUUAAUGAUGACAAGAAGACCUGCAAAAUGAUCGACUACUGCUCAUUUGGGAAUGAUAGCUGUGAGCACGAGUGUGUGAGUGUGCUCAAAGGUUUUAACUGCCGCUGUAAGGAAGGAUACACUCUUAAUGAUGACAAGAAGACCUGCACAAUGAUCGACUACUGUUCGUUUGGGAAUCACAGUUGUGAUCAUAAGUGUGUUAGUGUGCUCAAUGGCUUCUUCUGUCGCUGCAAUGAGGGAUACACUCUUCAGGAGGAUGGAAAGACCUGCAUGUCGGAUAACUUGUGUAACACAGUCGAACAUGGUUGUCAAUACCAGUGUGUGAGCACUCCAGGAUCAUAUCACUGUAUCUGUCCUGAGGGCCAUCUGUUACAGGACGAUGGCAAGACCUGCGGAACCUGUCGAUCUUCUAAUAUCGAUCUGGUCCUCCUCAUCGAUGGUUCCAAAAGUGUUCGCCCAAACAAUUUCGAGCUUGUCAAGCAGUUUGUUAACCAGGUGGUGGAUCAACUCGAUGUCUCCCCUAAGGGCACACGCGUGGGUCUUGUCCAGUAUUCCAGCCGAGUGAGGACAGAAUUCCCCCUCAGUAUGUACCAGAGUAAAGAGGAGAUCAAGAAGGCUGUGAUGAAUGUGGAAUACAUGGAGAAGGGAACCAUGACAGGUCUGGCUCUCAAACACAUGGUGGAGAACAGCUUCACUGAGGCUAACGGAGCACGUCCUGCUGAGAAGAACAUCCCACGUAUUGGCCUGGUGUUUACCGAUGGACGCUCACAGGAUGACAUCACAGAGUGGGCCAAGAAGGCCAAGGAAGCAGGUAUCACCAUGUAUGCUGUUGGUGUGGGCAAAGCCGUAGAGGAUGAACUGAGAGUAAUCGCCUCUGAGCCCGUGGAAAAAAACUUUUUCUACACCGCAGACUUCACAGCCAUGAGCCAGAUUGCUGAGAACCUCAAACUCAACGUCUGCGCAGCUGAGAGUCAGGGGGAGGUCGAGGUGAAGGACCCCUGCACUUGUGAAAGUCUUGUGGAAUUCCAGCAGGUCACCAUAUCCACCCUGGACCAGCUCAACCAGAAACUGUCUGCUAUGACAAAGCGAUUGGAGGUUCUGGAGAACCAGUUGCUCACGAGAAAAUGAAACGGCACUUCAUACAAGCCCUUUAAGGAGGAAGGGACCCAUUUGGUGAGAAGGGUCCUUCAAUAAAACCAAAGUCAUAAAGGUGUAUACACCUGAGACAUGAGGCCAGCAGACCAUGUUCUGUGCCAUUUUCAACAUGGCUGACAAUGCUCCCUAUUUAUACAUGAUCUGUAUUGUAUGGUUUAUUGAAAGGUAUGUAUUUAUGGUAAAUUUUAUAAUAGCAUUUAUACACUAAAAAGGGAAAUUAAAUCUUAUGGUUGUACCACUCAGAAAUAUGUUUUCUCCAUAAUAUUUGGCAUAUUUGCUUUGCACAACUGUAGACUUGUGCGCAAAAUGUUAACAUGCUUAAAACUGGGACCUGUGCCAUUUGAUUGUUGCAUUUAAAUGCUAAAUAAAAUACAUUUCAAUUAUGUACAAAUAUUAUAUUACUAAAUAACAAUUAGUUACAUAUUAUACUGUUGUAUAAAUUGUCUUAUUUUACAGACAAAAAACAGAUACCUACAGCAAAGUGAUCCACUAUUGUUCCUGAAUAUUUGAAAUAGUCAGAAAAAUAUGUCUGAUAUUUGUUAAUUGUUCGACUGGACUGCAAAAAAGAUUUGGAAAUCAAAAACCACCUAAAUGUUUUGUUCACGUUAAAGAUAGAUAGGCAAAAUUGAGGAAACAGUGAUAUGUUAAAGUUCCCCUUAAGAUUGCAUUUUUUUUACUAUUGUAGUGUAAUUUACACAUGUAGAAUCCAGUUAAGAAUACCUCAAAAUACUCUGGCCUCAGGAUCAUUAUGUGUUAUAGACGUUUGCAAAAAGGCCUCAUUUUAAGGCUCUUGUAUGUGAAUUCUUGUACUUUUGGAUAUUUACUAAUAACAUGCUUUUUUUAAAAACAUUCAGUGUCUCUGUAUUCAUUUACAUUGUGAAAAAUUUUGUUGUGAAGAUUUUUGAAAGAUGUUUAUAUAUAAAAUGUGUGCCCCA
Molecule: messenger RNA, 4022 nt
Organism: Xyrauchen texanus (razorback sucker)
Lineage: Eukaryota; Metazoa; Chordata; Actinopteri; Cypriniformes; Catostomidae
Product: matrilin-4-like
Exons: 19
Coding region: 217-3060 (947 amino acids)
Molecular function (GO): calcium ion binding
Source: RefSeq, a predicted model, not a curated record